Molecule: messenger RNA, 1030 nt
Organism: Rubroshorea leprosula
Lineage: Eukaryota; Viridiplantae; Streptophyta; Magnoliopsida; Malvales; Dipterocarpaceae
Source: the annotation of a GenBank genome assembly
AUUCCCAAAGGCAGAGUGUUGCGCUCGCUCUAUCUCCUGCAACUCCGUUUCUGAAACACCCAAUUAACAAUAUUAACCCUAGAUUUGGUCCUGUAUCUUUCCAUUAAAGCCACUACCCACUAGAAUCUAGAACCCAGUUCUCAUGGGAAACCUUCCUAUAUAUCUUUCUUCUUCUCCAAGCUUCAAUUCAUGUUGGAUCUCUGCCACAUUCCUUCCUUCAAACAGAAGAUCUGCUGGUUUUCUGGUCAGGGCAGCAUCAGUACCGGAAAAUGUUGACGGGAUUUCAAAUUCUAGGGAUUUGACCCAAAGCUUCCUGCUUGCCUCGGAAUCAUAUGUUUGGACACUGGUAUCUUCUGAACUGAACAUCUAUUUCCACAUUUUCAGCAAGCAGGUUCAUUUCAUUGUCUUUCUCUUUGUCUUGCUCUGAAUUUUAUUUCUUUUAUGUUGUCUGAGAUUUCCAAAGGUUACGCUUUUCUGAUUUUUUUUCCCCAUCUACGUUUGAUCAUGUAACUAGAUGUUAAUUCAUUCCCCAUGCUUAUGAUGCUUGAAAUUUAACUACUUCUGUAUGAAAUGAAAAAACCCUUUUUUUUUGCUUUCUGUUUCUCCUCUGUGGCUCACUUCCCCUAGAGUAAUUAAAAAUAAAAAGUCUGUUUGUUCUUAGUUCUCUCCAUUAUUUGGAUUUUUAGGUUCUUGAGAAGGGUUUCCAGCAACAGUUAAAGCCUCCAAAUUUGGGCGUGGGACUUUAAUUAAUUAGAUUGUUGUCAUAAUGUGGGCAUUUAACCUCUACAAUCUACCAAAGCUCACUCUUUCACAGGUAUUUGUUUUGUUGUUUGUGAAUAAUUUUCAAACACUCUUCAGAUAUGUUGUAAUUUUCAGCUUGCAGCCAUCAUAUAGGGCAACCUCUUGACCCACAUCUGUCUGGACAAGGUUAAUUUUUCAUUCAUUUACACAUUCAGUGCAGUGGAGCUCAUCUUCAUUGUCUUGUUCUCUGUCCGGUUUCUAGGGGAGGUAAGAAAUAUUGUCCUUUUUA